GCGAAGCCAUUUUCCAAAUUUAGUUGACAUCUCAGUUUAAAUUUUAAAAUCUGUGGUUAUUCAUUCGCUUUUCUGCCUUCUCUCUGCUUUGCUGCUGUUUGUUCUUCAGCGAAUAUUCUCGUCUUAUUGAACGUGUAAAAGAAGCAGUUUGUUUUAAUGGAAGGCGGCGAUUUAAACGUGGAACAGCAGUCGAAAUUGCCAAACGAUGCUGAAAUUGGUAGCUCUAUGGAGAAAGAGGAUACAAGUCCCAGCACAGAUUUAAAUGAACCAACUUCUACUGGAGAAGAUACGGAUGAAAAUGUUGUCUCGUCAACAUCAAACGACGACCAAGUCGAUGCAAAGCGAUUGGAGACUGAAGACAAAUCCUUGGAGGAAAAAUCUGCCUUGCCUAGUUCAGGCCAAUUAACGAGUCGACUCGCUGUUUGGAUGAUAAAUAACGAGACUGAUCAACGAGUUAUUGAUUUAAUUUAUUGGCGGGAUAUCAAGAAGACUGCGGUGGUGUUUGGUAUAACUUUACUAGUAUUGUUAUUCCUUGCAUAUCACACUGUCUUAAGUGUCCUAUCCUUCUUUGCACUGUCCUUGCUUACCGUCUCAUUGCUCUACCGCAUUGGAAUGACUGUGAUUGGUGCAGUACAAAAGACUGGCACAGGAAGCCCGUAUAAGUCACUUCUGGAGAAGAACAUUUCUAUCUCACCUGAGAAGGCGAGGGACAUUGGUGAAUGUGUUGGCUGUAAAAUAAACUGUGCCAUUGCAAAGCUGACAAAACUUUUCCUUGUUGAGGAUAUCCUAGCAUCAUUGAAGUUCGGUGUUUUCCUUUGGUUCCUGUCCUGUGUUGGAAAGUGGUUCAAUGCUGUCACCUUGAUGAUCAUAGGUACAAUCUUGCUCUUCUCUGUUCCUAAGCUGUACGAAGAUCAUCAGACACAAGUUGACAGCUUCCUAUGCAAGGUUUGCAAGAAGACUGAUGAAAUUGUGAAAACGGUGAAAACGAAAAUUGAAAGCCGUUUCAAAAAAGAAAAAAGUUCCUAAUUUGCUUCGUAGACGUUUAUAUAUCACUUACUCCUUUACAAACCGUAUAUUUGAGUUUUAAAGAUUAUUUAUUAUAUAUUAGAUUAUUCUAGACUAAAUUGUACCCAAUUAAAUUAAUAAUGGGUAGAGAAUCACGGACCUCGUAGAGCUUUGUUGGUUUCCAGAGAGAGUAGAGUUGAACGAUGAAGCAAGAUUUAUUAGAUGCAUGUAUUUCAGUCAUCUGCUCAAACACUAGGAAUCAGAAGAAAGGGUUUUCGCAGGAGAAUGCAUGUUUAAAAAAGGAAUCAUUAUUAGUUACAAUUUUGCAGGAUCAAUGGUGUUCAACUGGCGAUGAUCAUUGGAGAAAAAUGAAGGUUUUCUUAGCAUUUCUUGUAGUAUUAAAUAUGGGACGAUUACUACAAAUUUUAUUUCUCGCAUUGGCAUACACACGUAAAAGAACCACAGCAGAUUGCAUGAUAUAAAAAAGCUGGUUAUAGCCUGUUACAGUUGAACAACAAUUGUUCCAAAAGUUGUCCCAAAAGCUCUGAAAUUCAGCUGCACUUUUACAAAUGAAAGAAAAAAAGCGUUUUUACGUGUAUUUGUCCAUGACGUGCUUGAAAUGAAAUUGCAUUUGACAUCCUUACUGAUUCAAAUUACGUUAUUGGGCUAUUGAUUUGUACAUCUAAUUUUGAAUGAAUUUGAUCUCUGAAGUGAG
This is a messenger RNA of Dendronephthya gigantea, 1720 nucleotides long. Its product is annotated as reticulon-1-A-like. The coding region runs from base 157 to 1026 and encodes 289 amino acids. The record is from RefSeq and is a predicted model, not a curated record. Lineage: Eukaryota; Metazoa; Cnidaria; Anthozoa; Malacalcyonacea; Nephtheidae. The transcript has 9 exons.